UCGAUUAACCGAGAAAAAACCAUCCGCCGGCGCCCGGAGGGCAGAUUUCUCCUCCUCCCCCGCCCCGCCCGCGCGACGCGAAUCCGCGGCGAGAUUCCUCCCCGGAUUCCUCCUCGCCUGCCCCGUCGCCGCCCCGCGGGAGGCCACCCGCCCAGGCUCCGGCGCGCGCCCCCCGCCCGGGCUCGCCGGGGGGGCCGGGAUGCCCUGCUGCCCGCCGCCGCUGCUCGGAGUCGGGCCGCGGCUGCGCUCCUUCCUCCGCGACUACGACGCGCUCCAGUCCCUCGCCCUCGCGCUCAUCUACCUCCAGAUUGGCUGUGCACUGAUCGGAUCACUUGGGGCAUUGUUCAAUGGGGUUCUUGUCAUCAACCUGGUGAUUGGUCUAUUUGCUGUUGUUGCAAUCGAGAGCAGUAGCCAGAGACUUGGCCGGACAUAUGCUGUCCUUCUCUUCUUCGCUGUCGUCCUUGAUGUUGCUUGGUUUAUACUCUUCUCACAUGCUAUCUGGACUAUUACUCCUGAUGAGAAGUAUGGCCAGCUUUUUGUUUUCUCAUUGAGACUAGCAUUGUGGAUGCAAAUCAUUGGGUUUUCAGUCAGGUUUUUGUCUUCGUUCAUAUGGAUCCAGAUGUAUAGGUUAGGGGCCUCGUCCAGCUCGCCAACAUAUUUUGACGCAAAUCAUGAAGUAAGAAAUAGUUUCUUAAGCCCUAGAUCUGAUUCAGUUAGACGGAGUUCCAUGGCAGACGAUAUACUAGGAGGUUCAAUUUAUGAUCCUUCUUACUACUCAUCACUCUUUGAGGAUUUCCGGAACAACCCGUGCAAUCAUCAGGGUGAUAAACAAAGUGGUUGUAAUGACAGUGGUUCAACAUCUGCGGGCCAAUCUCCGCGACUAAAAUCUUUUGCUUGUAGAUCUCUUCUGGCUAAUGAUGUGGAAAGUGGACUAAGAAGACCCCUGAACUCCUAGAGCUCACGUUGAAGGUGGAGCUUAUUUUGCGAAUCUAAGUCAUGUAGCUAUCGUUCUUUUUGAAGCAUAGAGAUUUGUACAGCACAAGUUCAUUUCUCAGACCAGGUGGUGUUCCAAUGAAAAGUGAUCGGCAAAUACUUUAACAGUGACACACCUGUAUUUCUGGGUAUCCAAAAGUCUUGGUGCUAUUGUGGAGCGCCAUUUCUGUUUGGCAUACUUGAGCCGGAUGGUUUGGGAAAGAGCAGUUGCGUGUUGAUAUUGCACAUCGGUUUAUGCCAUGUGACUUGUUUUACUGCCCAAUAUGGUCCAUUUUUGAGACCUCUGUCCUGGUGUUUCUCUGAACUAUCAAGGAAAAUGAAGCUGGUAGUUCUUUAGACACUUUGGUUCUAUUCUAGCUGUAGGCUGGCAGUUACUUCUGCCCUAGUAUUUUGGUUGUUCAUAGUGUUAUGUUGACAAGUUGCACAUCUGUGGAUCAGUAAAGGAAAAGAAAUGUAAAUUUGAUUUGGUUAUUCAAAGAAUUCUGUUCCGGGACCCAUUUAAAUUC
Molecule: messenger RNA, 1499 nt
Organism: Panicum virgatum (switchgrass)
Lineage: Eukaryota; Viridiplantae; Streptophyta; Magnoliopsida; Poales; Poaceae
Exons: 5
Coding region: 200-955 (251 amino acids)
Source: RefSeq, a predicted model, not a curated record